AAAAGUUGCUUGCGGAAACGUCCUGAUGGGCCUACUGGCGGUACCAGUAGAGCUUCAUGGCAUCGGGGCGACUAGUAGCACUGUGUUUUUGCAAGUCAUGAAAUCAGUUGCUUCACGGCUUCGCCUCACACAUAUCCCGCCUAGACGCUGAUUACCGCAAGACACUUCUCUCAUGCCCACAACUGCGACGGAAAGUGGAUAUUAUGAUGAAAGUAUGGAUGUAAUGGGAGUAGACGAGGAACGAGAAGUUGAUGAACUAUUGGAAGAUAAGACAACAUCUGUCUUGGACAAGGCAGAGUUGAUGGCAAAACUCCGUGAGACCUGGCAGAGGAUAUGGCCAGUGGACAUUAUCGUGGACUGGGUUGAAAAACAGCCUGCCUGUGCGGCGUGCGUGUCACAAUCACGCAAAUGCUACGGUGCACCGCAACCGGGAUCGUUGCGUUGCAUGCCAUGUGCACGUUCAAGGGCCAAACCAUGUCCACGAAAACGCCAGUUUCAAAUUGAAAAGUCGGCUGAAGUGCUUCAGCUGACAGUUGAGCAGGUUGAGGAGCUCGUACGACAGGUGGAAGCCUCUCCUCUGAAGCUCCCACCAUCCGGCAAGCUAUGGAGGAGUAGCACCGAAAAGAACAUUCGUAGAAUGGCACGCAGGUCCGCACCUGGACACUCGAACCUACCCCGCCCCCCUACUGAUACCGUUCAAAAUUCAGUCCCCUCAUGCUCGCUACCGCGGCCACCUCACAACGUUCCUACCGGCUUAAAAAUCAAACUUCCUGCUCUCGCCCGGGGACCUGAAAAACCAACCCGUCUGGCUGAGCCAGAUCCGCCACAGGUAAUUCCUGUGCACGAUACGCCUGUCAUUCCCCGAGGCUCUCACGUCACGACGCACGACGCACCAUCCGUCGGACAAGCGCCCAGUCUUCCUGGGUCAUUAUCCGCCUCCGUCGCAGAGUGCCUCCCACCCGCCAGAGAGAUUCAAGUACAGUCUCCAAUUCCCCCACCAACAAUUCCAGACGUUAAUCCAGCACCAAUAAUCCCAGAAGUUAAUCCAGCACCUACAAUUGUUACACUACGUGGAGUCGAUUGUGGACCAACGGACGAAUUCGACGAGAUUCCGGUUGUCUUCGCAAGCGAAUUGGACCAUGCUGAAGAGGAGAUUGCACGGCUCAAGUCUGCUUUGGAAGCACAGGAAAAGGAGGUUGCAAGACUCCAGCGUAACCUCAAACGACGGGACGAGCAACUCGAGGACAUUCGCGAAGAACUUGACGAAGUUAUUCAUCUCCCUACUCCUCACGCAACGCCAGCCUCAGAACUAGAACAUAGUAUGCGAAAGUAUACCGCCUGUCAGUAUAUCGCACGGACUCUUCGAGCUAUGCGUGCGGAUACUGUGACAGAGGAGGAACGAGAGGCUCUGCUGUUGAAAGCAGAGCGCCAUCUUGGCAGACUCGCUAAUAUAGAGAUGGAUGGGAUAUGGGAUCCUAAAGCUGAUGCAGACGCGCUUUUCAUGGGUCUGGUCAAUGGGUCAUCUGCGAGAGCAGCGAGGCACGCGCAAAGAGGAGCAGCCAACCCUACCCCAGCUAAAACUUCUGUAUCUGCAUCCGCAACCCAGCAACGCCCGCCUAAACGGAGACGGCAAGGAGACACGGAUGAGCUAUGAUUUAUGAGUACAAGACGAUCAUCUGGCUGGACCCGUGUUUUGACACAUGUACGAUGCAAUGCAUGAUACACGUAACAUGCAAGUGAUAGCAAAUACUUAGGCUCGAUGUUGUACGAAUGUGUUGUUCAGGUCAGUUUGCACGGAGGUGUAUUGCUGUGUUACUGGUACGGUAUUCUACAUCGAUAGUUCUUGACGUACUGUUAUGUAUAUGGUUAUGUGAUUCGAAAGAUCAGGCUCGUUGAUUGCUUCUCCCGAAAUUUGGAAGUACCAACUACAAGACAUGUGAAAUCUCAUGCUGCUGAUUCAUGUCAUCAUGAUUCACAACAACAUCGGCGAUGGAGCCGGGCUCGCGAACUGCGUGAACGUGAAUAAUUAAUAGUCUGU
Messenger RNA from Suillus paluster, 2038 nucleotides. RefSeq lists its product as uncharacterized. Bases 173 to 1654 code for a protein of 493 amino acids. The transcript is spliced from 4 exons. NCBI's taxonomy places the organism in Eukaryota, Fungi, Basidiomycota, Agaricomycetes, Boletales, Suillaceae. The record is from RefSeq and is a predicted model, not a curated record.